UGUCAAAUUCUCGUUUUCAUCUGUUCCUUUGGUAAGGUUUUCCAAUUUUUGCAUAGAAAAGUCGAAAAUUUGUGCAAUUUUGUAGCGUAUAAACGCUGAUCGGGAAGUUGUAAUGCAAUAAGCAAGUAAAUAAAUUAACAUCGGAAACGGGGUAAUCUAAGUUCAUUGUGUAAAAACAUUGAAAAAGUUCUGUAAUACGUGGCGUUAGAUGAUGUGCUAAUUACUUUUUUUUUUUCUUUCUUACUGAUGUUCUUAAUUUUACACCGUGUGUACAAUUGAUUGUGCGACGAACUUUAUACAUUUGUUGUUUGUUGGUUGUGUUGUGGUGGUGGGGCUGGCGGCGCUGGCAACGGUAUUUGUUCAAUUAACAACUUGUCAUAUAGAAAUAAAAAUAAGGUUCGAGGAGCAGUAGUAAAACCGGGCAGGAGUAGGGGAUCAUCAAUUGAAAUUAUGUCGGACAUGCUUCUUAAUAAACCGACUCCUGAACGGAGUGUCGCAGGAAGUAAAGACCCGGAAAUGAAAGGUUGGCUUAUGAAGUGGACCAACUAUAUUAAAGGUUAUCAACGACGUUGGUUUGUCCUAUCAAGAGGUGUUUUGAGUUAUUAUCGCAGCCAAGCUGAAAUGAAUCACACAUGUCGCGGUACUAUAUCGCUUCACGGUGCUCUUAUACACACAGUGGAUUCGUGCACUUUUGUUAUCUCAAAUGGUGGUACACAAACGUUUCAUAUUAAAGCUGCCAAUGAGGUAGAACGACAAUCUUGGGUUACGGCUUUGGAAUUAGCCAAAGCAAAAGCAAUACGUACUAUGGAAACCGAGGAAGAGGAGGAAGUUGAAACGUCACAUGUGGUACCUAGCCAAGAAAUCAACACAGUGAUGGCAGAGCUAACAGGUCGUCUUGAGAGUUUGCGCACCUGUUACGAUUUAAUUACUAAACAUGGCAUUGCUUUACAGAGAGCACUAAGUGAGUUAGAGUCGAAUGACGAAGAGUCACUUGCCAGUCGCACAAAGAUUGUUAAUGAGCGGGCUACGCUGUUUCGUAUUACAUGCAAUGCAAUGAUUAAUGCAUGUAACGAUUACCUACGCAGUGCUGAGUCGCAAGGCCAUAAGUGGUCGAAAAUGGUUGAGCACGAAAGAGAGCAACGACAACGGCUGGAAGAAAUGGUUGAAAUGUUAGCCAAACAGCAAACUCGCCUCGAACAGGCAGCACACACAGCCGCGCAACAUAAUAAACCGCUAGCAAUAGCAAACGAAAGUGCAGCUUCACCAAAUGCUGUUACAUCUGACGACGAAAACGAAUUUUUUGACGCAGAAGAGAACAACGGAGUAUUCGGCGAAAAUUCACCGAAUGAAGCUAGUGGAUUUGUAAUGACAUUGCCUUCAAAAAGUAGUACUCAUAAAGGGGAGGAUGUUGAAGAUGGAUCAUUUGUUAUGAAACUACAAAAAACACGCUCUAACUCAGAGGAACAAACACACCAUAGCAGUUCUUCAGAAAAUGAAGAACUUAAACUAACCGAAUCCGAGCCUCAGCAAGUUGUUGUUAUAAGCAAAAAAAGUAGCAUUAUAUCUCAAAAAAGUAUCUCCAAACACAAUAAUGGAAACCAGCAAAAUCAAAAGGUCGCACAACUACCUAAGACAAAUCGGCAACGACGUACGCGCGUACCAGAUAAACCCAAUCAUCCACUUAAUCUAUGGUCGGUAAUGAAAAAUUGCAUCGGUAAAGAACUUUCGAAAAUUCCAAUGCCAGUUAAUUUUAAUGAGCCUUUGUCAAUGCUUCAACGACUUACGGAAGAUUAUGAAUAUGCCGAUUUGUUGGACGCAGCUGCACGUUGUACAGAUGAAUGUGAACAGUUGGCAUAUGUGGCGGCCUUUACAAUUACUAGCUAUGCAACAACGACAAAUCGGACUGGCAAACCUUUCAAUCCACUUUUAGGUGAGACGUUUGAAUGUGAUCGCAUGGAUGACCUUGGAUGGCGGGUCCUCGCUGAACAGGUUUCACAUCAUCCACCAAUGGCUGCUUUACAUUGCGAGGGGCGUGAAUGGACCUGCUGGCAGGAAUUCACAAUGACAAGCAAAUUUCGCGGAAAAUAUCUGCAGGUCAUACCGCUUGGGAGCGCAUACGUAAAUUUCCCCGCAACUGGUCAUAAAUACACGUGGCGUAAAGUAACGACGACCAUUAAUAAUAUUAUCGUUGGAAAAUUAUGGGUCGAUCAACAUGGCGACAUGGAAAUCAGAGGACUCAAUGCAGCAUCCGGUCUCACAUGUCAUCUUAAAUACAUUGCAUAUUCAUACUUUUCACGCGAGCAACAGCGUCGCGUAAAGGGCGUGAUCAUGGAUCGGAAUAAAGAAGUCAAAUGGGUGUUGCGUGGCACUUGGGAUGCUUCUAUCGAAAUUGCGCCUGUACUUUCAACUUCCGGUUCCACUGAUAGUCCAGUUUACCAAACCGGUGGUUACAAAACAGUGUGGACACGACGAAUGCAGGCACCAGAUAGUGACAAGUUCUACAACUUUACAACGUUGGCAGCCCAAUUGAAUGAACCCGAAGAGGGAGUUGCACCUACCGACUCACGUCUUCGUCCCGAUCAACGUUUGAUGGAAGAUGGGAAAUGGGAUGAGAGUAAUCGUGAAAAGCUGCGACUGGAGGAGAAGCAACGUAGAAAGCGGCGAGAACGCGAAUCGGAAGCAGAAGCUGCAGCAAACGAGGGUCGUCCAUAUCAGCCAUAUGAACCGUUAUGGUUUAGACGAGAAAAGGAAGAGGGUAGUGAUAAUUUGGUGCAUGUUUUUAAUGAAUCCUAUUGGAAGCACAAGCAAGAUCAAGACUGGUCUCAAUGUCCUGACAUAUUCUAAAUGUAAUAAAACGUUUUUACCAAAAGCUUAACAGCGAAACCCACUAACAUAAUACAUGAAAAUUUAAAAGUUUAAAUGCGAAAGUUAUAUUAUAUAAUAUUAAACUAAAAGUGAAGUAAAACUUAACAAAAUAUACCUACAUACACAUACUUAGAAAAUUAUAGAAAGACGAAAAUGCACUCAAACGAAUAAUUUUAGAUGAAAAAAAUAAAAACAAAAUUUGGCAAAAUGAAAUACACUAUAAAUCCAUUAGAAAAAGUGAAAGUAAUGUUUUACAAAAAAAAAUGUUAAAAAGUUAAGAAAAUGUAAUGAAUAUUAAAAUAAAACCAAAAACAGAAAAUGUUUCUUCAUAAUGAACAUCAGCAUUUUUGUAUGAGUUGAUAUGAACAAAGCGUUUAAAAAUAUUGGCUGAAAGAAAAUAAACUGCGAAGCGAAUCCGAAUGCAUAUACAGCAAUCGAAGGCAAAUAAUUAAAGAAUAUCGUACAAUAAACAAUAUCGCUAUUUGUUAGUUUAAGGAAAUAUCUUCGAAUUGCUGCUGGUAUUUUGCAGUUUAUUGCCGCGAACAAAACGCCAUAUAUCGGCCACGCACCAUUUGCCGUCAUUAAUACGAGCCAACAACCAACAUACCUACAUACUUAUAUAGUAUGUAAAUAGAUAUGAAUGUACAGCAGAAAACAAAAGUAUGCUUGGAAUAUGCAUUAUACUAAACAUCAACGUUACACACUCUACUCUAAUUAACUUCCUACUCGUAUUAUAUUGCUUAGUUUGUAAUGUAAAUGUUUUCUUUCCUUUUUAAUGUAAAUAAAUGCAAAUUGCAAGCUAAGAAAUACACAUAUGUUACAUGUUAAAAUCGAAAACAAUUAU
Molecule: messenger RNA, 3709 nt
Organism: Bactrocera tryoni
Lineage: Eukaryota; Metazoa; Arthropoda; Insecta; Diptera; Tephritidae
Gene: Osbp
Product: oxysterol-binding protein 1
Exons: 2
Coding region: 451-2844 (797 amino acids)
Cellular component (GO): cytosol; membrane; intracellular membrane-bounded organelle
Molecular function (GO): sterol binding
Source: RefSeq, a predicted model, not a curated record